This is a messenger RNA of Gekko japonicus, 783 nucleotides long. RefSeq names its product natural killer cell granule protein 7 (gene NKG7). The transcript is spliced from 4 exons. Bases 1 to 465 code for a protein of 154 amino acids. Gene Ontology annotation, cellular component: plasma membrane. Lineage: Eukaryota; Metazoa; Chordata; Lepidosauria; Squamata; Gekkonidae. The record is from RefSeq and is a predicted model, not a curated record.
AUGGAAGGCCUGCAUAUCGCUGCCUGCUUCGUCUCCUUCAUAAGCCUCUUGCUGCUCAUCAUUGCCUUGGCUUCAGACUACUGGGUAGUGGGUUCAGACAGGAGUCACACAGGAUUGUGGCAAAUGUGCAAAGCUAACAUUUGUUUAUCAUAUGGGAUGCAAGUGCAAGCUUAUAUCCAUGCCACCCGAGCCUUCCUGUUCAUGGGGAUGGUUGCCGGCGCUGUUUCAUUCUUUGGUCUUUAUGCCUUGUUUUCCCACACCCACGUUGGCUCCAUUUCCAUAUAUAUUGUUGCCAUGUCGGCCAGCUGUGUGGCAGGUUUUUGCUCCGUGAUUGCCAUGUCCACAUUCACAGGAGCGUACUAUCACCAAGACUCAAUCUUCGGGACAUGGUUUGGAUGGUCCUUUGGUAUUGGCUGGGCCUCGUUCCCUCUGUUUCUUCUAACUGCUGGGCUCGCAUUGAGAUAGCAUCGGGUGCUAAACUGGCAGUGCUGAGUUCAGAUCCAGGGAACCCAUCCUGGAAGAAACGAAAAAGGCAGCACCUGGACUUUUAAAGGAAAGAAAAAAAUGAAUUUCUCCCCUUCAAGUUGCCCACUUUUGUAUGAAGAAAUUAUUAUUAUUUUUGAUAACCAACACUGUCCUUCCUUUGUCCAGAUUUUCACAUUUUCUCUGUCCAAAAUGUGUACUUGAAAAACAACAACGUAUACCCAAUUAUUUUAAGAGGUGUGUGUUGUGAGAUUUUUUGGAUGUGUGGGUGUGUGUUUAACCCUGUCACCCACACUUCCC